Oryzias melastigma (Indian medaka) is the source of this 1495-nucleotide messenger RNA. Its product is annotated as T-cell ecto-ADP-ribosyltransferase 1-like. The record is from RefSeq and is a predicted model, not a curated record. The transcript has 2 exons. NCBI's taxonomy places the organism in Eukaryota, Metazoa, Chordata, Actinopteri, Beloniformes, Adrianichthyidae. Gene Ontology annotation, molecular function: NAD+ poly-ADP-ribosyltransferase activity; NAD+-protein-arginine ADP-ribosyltransferase activity. Bases 641 to 1495 code for a protein of 284 amino acids.
AGCUCUUUGCAUUCUUACAACUGUUGGCUUAACAUGAUUUAAUCAAAACUGACACAAGGCUUUCUUUAUAAUGUCCCUCGUCAUAAAGAAAGGUCCAACAAUCCAUGCAAAUAUUUUAACUGCUACUUUGUUUCAGGCAGAAUUGUAUCUCACACCCCCUAAUUUCAACACUGCAGAGACUGUUAUAAAAGUCCAGGUAAAAAUGAAGACAUGGACAUUGUGCUGCAGGUACGUUGUGCUCUACUUACAUUACUACUAUGAUAAUGAUAGUAAUAUGCUGCGGUGCUUUAGCGACAACAUCUCUAAUUCUGUCUUUUUUUUUCCUUUUUCUUUCAACCAGGAACGAACAGAAUCAGGAAGAAAGUAGAGUUUUUGACCCCUGACUGCAAAAACAGAGCGAACUACAACUAAUCUUCUAAAGGUUUGUGGUUGGAUAUUAAAAUUAAAGUAUUGUUCGACUGUGGACAACUAUUCUACCAAACUCAGAAAAGUGUUAGAGCAAGAAUUUAGCACCUAAUUUGAAAAAGUUGAAGGGUUUGACAUGUAUAAUUAGAUGUUAGAUAUUCAUUUAAUAAUUCACUUCUAAUCUUCUGUGGACCAACAGGGAAACUUUGUGUUCAUCCGUGAGCUGAUCACAAAGAUGUCAGUCUCGGCUGCUGUUCGGCUGAUGUUUGGAGCCUACAUGGUGACUGCAAAGGGAGAUUAUCCCUUGGACAUGGCUGAUAACUCUGUUGAUGACACGUAUGAUGGCUGUGCAGACAAAAUGCUUGAAAAAGUGAAGAAAGAGUUUCUGGAGAACGAGAAAAACACAAAUAAGAACUUUAGUGAUGCUUGGAAUGAAGCAGAGAUGUACUACAAAGGGGAAAAAAUCGCAUCAUCAACUUUGGAAAGAGAUGAGCUUGCAGCCAUUUAUGUUUACACACAGGCUCCGACAAACAUUUACUAUGAAUUAAAUAAGGCAGUUCAAAAACAGGGAAAAGAGUACAAGACCGGGUUCAAUUAUCACUCCCUGCACUAUUUUCUUACAAGAGCUAUACAAAAACUUGCUCCCAAAAAGAGCUUUACAAUAAUGUGUUGCCUAAAAGAAAAAAUAAAAUGUCACACUUCUUACAGGAGAACAAAUGUCUCCUUCGAACAGGAUGUUCUUAACAAGAGCAUACGCUUUGGUCGUUUCACUUCCUCCUCACUGCAUCCCCUGAAGUCCAAGGAAGGCAUAAAUUUGGGGGAUACUUAUGGAGAAAAAAGUUGCUUUGUGAUUGAAACAUGCUAUGGAGCCGACAUCUCACCAUAUUCCUGGGUGAAGAUCGAUUCAGGGAAAGACACAGAAGCAGAAAUCUUGAUUCCUCCGUAUGAGGAGUUUAAAGUCACCAAAAUAGAGACAAGAGAAAAGGAUAAAGAGCUUCCCUGUGAGGUUGUCUAUACAGUGAAGAGCACUCGGGAACCUGUUUCAAGACACAAUUGUGCUUUCUUCGAGCCCUCCCGGUCUCAUGGAUGA